AUGCAUGAUCUGCUCCAUGAGGUCCCGCUCCGCAUCCAGGUCGCGCAGCACUUGUUCCUGCCGCGCCCUUUUUCUUUCGACCAAUCGUCGAUGGGGAAGCUCCGGGUCAAAACUCAAAACCUCGUCACCGUGACGUCAGCCCUUCCAACAGCACCCCCGACCCCGAUCCCAAAAGUACUGAAUCUUCUUGACCCCGCUCUGACGGUAGGCGGUGUCACGAACGCGGGCCCGGCACUUCUCCGCUUCCGCUUCCGCUGCGAGGUGGCGCUGCUGUUCAACCAGCGCGGCGCGCUCGGCUUCCAGCAGCCGCUUGUUCCGCUCCUAUCCUUCGUGUGCCCGCUGUUGAGCUCAAAGGGCCUCGAUUCUGGAAGCAGAAAAUCAGCGUGA
Messenger RNA from Klebsormidium nitens, 387 nucleotides. The record is from the annotation of a GenBank genome assembly. NCBI's taxonomy places the organism in Eukaryota, Viridiplantae, Streptophyta, Klebsormidiophyceae, Klebsormidiales, Klebsormidiaceae.